UAAGUGAAACUUGAAUCUUUGUCUUGAAUCUUAAACCCUGGCACUGCAUUUCCUGCCUGGAGGAAGUGAACAUGAACAUCGACACUGAGUCGUGAUAUCAGUACCUGUGGACUGGACAAGUGAAUGAACGAGGACAGAAGAGGCUUGUCAAGUUCAAACUUUCUCUAGUUUCCACGGCUACCUUUCAAUUUUAUCGGCCGUGUAUGAAUCUGAACAGUUCCCAAUUUUCCUCUGCCUUCCAAUAUUUGGAAUUUUGAAUGAAUUGAGCCCAGGGAUCGACAAAGUAGAGCGAUUGAGCUAAUAAAAUCGAGUUGUCGUUAGACGGAAGCAUGAUCAAGUUCCAACGAAGAAAACUUCUCUUCUCACUGGGGUGUAGAACUGGACCAUUCGGAAAAACUUAAGUUGCGGGAACAACAAGAGUACUAUUGAGCUGAACAUCUCAAUGAUGAUGAUAGUCUCAAAUUCCCGAUAUCGAUGAAUUAAGAAUGAACUGAUUUUGCCGAAUUCAGUCAAAUUCAUCCAACUGCUUCUCUGCAGGACCGCCUGGUCGUAUAAGCAGUCAGCACAUUUUAGCGUCAGUAAUAUGCAAGAAGCCAGGAAUUUGGAUUGGAGGGCUGCUCUGGAUAGGCUGGUCGCCCGCCAGCCUAACAUCACCAAUGAUUCACUCGUGAGAAGGAUUUUGCACGAGGGAUGUGACGAGGAAGGCGACGUGUUUGCAGCAGCUCAGCAGUUGCUCUUGAGACCGCAGCUGACCGUAGCAACAGCGGGAUGUUUUAGGCCAUUGCUCUCGCGUUUAAUUGACAGUCUUGUCCAGUCACUGCGGCAACUUUGGUUGCAGGGCCGGUCGUCGCCGGCAGUGAAGAUGUCAUCGACCACUUCCCAAGCAACUGAGAAUUCUCCAUUUAGUACCUGGAGUCUUAGUGUACAUGAGCAUGCUGUGAUGGCCUUGAGUCGCAUCCUAGAACUGGCACCAUAUACUUUGAGCAUGUUGUUGCAGUACUUCGCAUUCGCACCCCCACCUUUUGAGCGGCUCCUCCAAGGCACGACUUCUUUGGCAGAGGAUGUUCCCCCUUUGUUGGACGUUGUGCGAGCAUGCUACCGCUUCUUACAGUUGGAACCCAAAGUAUUUAGAGACUUGUGGGACUGGAGCCCGUUUCUUGAUCUACUCCAAUGGGCUGGCACAGAUGCAUCAGAAGGACCAUCCAAACAAAUGUGCCUCGAUAUUCGAUGGUGUGCUGCUCAAAUUUUGUCCAUUGUGUUGAGAAUGAGCGAUGGAGCUACUAGAUUGAUGACUCUGAAAGUUUCAGGUCUCACAGAAGAAGAUUGCUUUGCCUGCCUCUUGAGAUGGGAAGCCUUUGGUCACGAAAUAGCCGUGGAGAAAGCAGGGAUGUAUCUAGAACAGUAUGUCAAGUCAGACAUUUCGUUGAGUGAAGGAUCUCAGAAUGAAGAAGUCAAGAAGAGGAAUGGUUUAGCUCUCAUGGAUGAAUUUCAGUCGGUUGUAAAGAGGACAUCCGAAGUAGGUGCAUCUUUCGUUGAAAUAUGUGGCAUCGAACUGCCUGUUAGACUGGAUUCAAGCAGCUCAAGUUCAGCUUGUCCUUCCACGAGUUCGUUUGUGCUCACCUCAACCGUGAAGAAGAAUUUGGAGUCUGUAGUACUGGCUUUGAGCCAGAGACAACCUAUUCUUUUGGAAGGGCCCAUAGGAGCUGGAAAAACAUUGCUUAUACAAGAACUUGCUGACCUUACUGGGAACUCAGAUGUUGUCUUCGUACAUCUGGAUGAUCAGAUGGAUAGUAAGACUCUGCUUGGCAAUUAUGUCUGCACGGAGAUUCCUGGGGAGUUCAAGUGGCAACCAGGUGCUCUUACGCAGGCUGUACUUCGGGGUUUGUGGGUGGUCUUCGAAGACAUUGAUCGCGCUCCUCUGGAGAUACUAUCUGCUCUAGUUCCUCUCUUGGAAGAUCGGAAACUAUACUUAGCCGGUCGCGGGGAAGUUAUAAAUGCCGCGGAGAACUUUUGCUUAUUUUCGACGGUAACGCGGACUAAGUUCGGUUCGGCUUCGGUUGGCGGGAAGGAUAUGCUAACCAACCUUUGGAGGAAGGUGGUCAUCGAUUCUCCAAGUGAUGACGAGCUUGCGGUCAUUAUAGAAGCUCGCUUUCCUAUGAUUUCAGUUCUUAUACCCAAACUUAUCGGAACGUUGAACAUGGUAAGAGAGAUGACAUCUCAGUCAUCUGUAUUGACAGAUGGCCUAGGGGCCAUUUCUGUACAUAUUGGGAGGCAGUUCUCUACCAGAGAUCUUGUAAAGUGGUGUCAAAGAAUAGUGAUUAUUGGCUCACAACAUUUCGAAGGACAGUUUCUUUCCACCUACGCACGAGAGCGGAUAUUUGUCGAGGCUAUCGACUGUUUCGCCGGAUCUAUCUCAAGCAUUGCAGAUCGACAGUUGGUUAUGAGGGCGAUUGCAGAGCACUGGGAAGUUCCACUGGAAAGAGUCAAUUUUUUCAGCACAUUGAACAAGCCCUCAUUACAGGUAUCUCGAUCUGCUGUUCAACUUGGCCGAGCAACUAUCACAUCAUCAACUCACAAGGGCAAGAGUCAGGGAGGUCGACCUUUUGCUCAUACUGGGCAAGCCAUGCGUACUUUAGAAAGUAUAGGCGCUUGUGUACAACAGAAGGAACCCGUAUUACUUGUUGGAGAGACUGGGACGGGAAAAACAACCAUUGUUCAGUACUUGGCAAGACAGAUCUCGAUGCCUUUGGUUGUUCUGAAUCUGAGCCAACAAAGUGAUAGCGUAGAUCUUUUGGGCGGCUACAAACCUUUGGAAGCACAAAACGUGUGCAUUCCUCUGUUUGAAUCUUUCAACAUCCUAUUUCGAGAAACUUUUCCCAUGAAGAAAAAUGCUGAUCUUUUGGAGCAAGUGGGUCGCUUGGCUGAAAGAAAGAGAUGGGAGAAGUUAUUGAAAGCUUUCCGAACUACCGUUGGUACAGUGUCGAAGCUUGCUGGAUUGUCGUUUCCUGCGCCGGACGAUGACCUCCGAUGUACAUCUGCGAUUGUAUCGGAAGACUCUUCUGAUGUGGUGGAUAUGGAGCAGCUUCCAAAGAGGAAGAGACCACUCAAGGACAGAAUACUCAAUGGAUGGCGUAAAUUUUCAGCUCAACUUUAUAAAGCUGAACGCCAAGUUGAGUCGGCGAAAACCGCUUUUGCGUUUUCUUUUGUUGAAGGAGCACUUGUGAGAGCUCUGAAAGAAGGUCAUUGGAUAUUAUUAGAUGAGAUCAACUUGGCCCCAACAGAAACUCUGGAGAGACUGACGGGUGUUCUAGAAGGAGAAAAAGGUUCAUUGUGUCUUACAGAACGUGGCGACGUGGAGAGCAUCAUGUGGCACCCGGAUUUCAGAAUUUUUGCUUGUAUGAACCCUGCAACUGAUGUAGGAAAACGCGACUUACCUCUCUCUUUGAAAAAUCGCCUUACAGAGUUUUUUGUUGACGAGCUCACCAAUAAGGAGGAUUUACAUACCUUUGUUUAUCAGUAUCUUGAGACGGCCCUGCCAAAUCCUCCUGUGGAGGAUAUUGUCAACUUCUACCUGCUGGCUCGUCAAGAAGCAGAAUCAAGGCUUCUUGACGGGGCAAAUCAGAAGCCUCAGUACAGUCUACGUUCAUUGGCACGUGCUUUGGAAUAUACUAAGGCAGCAAUGUCCAUAUACGGGUUCCAUAGAUCUAUGUAUGAUGGCCUUUGCAUGUCAUUCCUCACGCUCCUCGAUCGUCCUAGUGCCUUAAUCAUGGACCAGCUUAUACUACGGUCUGUAUUCAAGCAGACAGGGAUAGCGGGUGCGAAGUGGUUGAAAUCACUUCUCAAAAUUCCUGUUCAGCCUAGCUCCCAACAUGUGCUAUUCGAACAGUUCUGGGUUGAGAAAGGAAACGUCGAACCAUCUGAGCUGUCCUUCGAAUCCUGUCAGAAAUAUGUCCUUACUCCUAGUAUCCGGGAACAUCUGAAGAAUCUUGCACGAGCUGUCUUCGUUCGGAAGAAUCCUGUUUUGCUUCAAGGACCUACUUCAAGUGGUAAAACCAGCAUGAUUGAGUACCUGGCUUUGACAACUGGCCAUCGAUUUGUUCGUAUCAACAAUCACGAGCAUACUGAUCUGCAGGAGUACCUGGGGUCGUAUGUAACUGACAAUUUCGGAAAACUUGUUUUUCAAGAAGGAAUUCUUGUUGAGGCUGUACGCAAAGGAUACUGGAUAGUGCUUGAUGAGCUGAAUCUUGCACCGUCUGAUGUCCUUGAAGCAUUGAAUCGUUUGUUAGAUGACAACCGAGAACUUUUUGUUCCAGAGCUUCAGUUGAUGGUCAAGCCACAUCCUCACUUUAUGUUAUUUGCUACGCAAAACCCUCCUGGUAUUUAUGGAGGACGCAAAAUCUUAUCACGAGCUUUUCGUAAUCGUUUUAUUGAGCUGCAUGUGGAUGACAUUCCGGAUGACGAGCUUCAAGUGAUACUUGAAAAACGAUGCCAGAUUCCUGGAAGCUAUGCUAGCAAAAUGGUCGAAGUGAUGAAGGAUUUGCAACGGCAUCGUCAGAGUAGUAGAGUUUUCGCUGGUAAGCAUGGUUUCAUCACUCCCAGAGAUUUGUUUCGGUGGGCAGACCGGCAUGCAAACGGUUAUCAAGAGCUUGCAAGAGAUGGAUACAUGCUCCUUGCAGAAAGAUUGCGUGAUCCAGACGAGAAGCUGGUCGUGCAACUGACUUUGGAGAAACACAUGCGUGUGAAGAUCGAAUUAGAAGAGCUCCAUGAGCUCUCUGGGAGCGGACGCCUCAAAGAAGUCAGUGAUUAUUUAAGUCUACCCGAACAUUUUCCUACAUUUGGCAAGAUUGUGUGGACAAAGAGUAUGAAGAGACUGUUCAACUUAGUGGAGCAUUGCAUAAGACACAGUGAGCCUAUUUUACUUGUGGGUGAUACUGGCUGUGGCAAGACGACAGUAUGCCAAAUGCUGGCUCUGUUUCUGCGUCAGAAGCUUCACAUUCUUAACUGUCAUCAACAUUCUGAGACAGCAGACUUCAUAGGGGGUUUACGUCCCGUGCGUGAGAGAGACAACCUUGCCGCAAGGUUUCAGGCUGUCCUCCAAAAUCUUCGAUCUUCAAAUUUGUUUCAGAAAGUAUACAUUGACGAGCUGUCAUCUAGUAUUGAAGAUUCAGCCACCACUCUGGGGACAAUUAGGAGUAUUCUUUUUCAACUCAAGACACCCUCGAAUAGUGUGAAAGACCAAAGCAAGUUCAUUAAUGAAGCCGAGGAGAUCGUAGCUCUCGAAUCAAUGGAAAACGAGCUAACUCGUUUACAAAGAGAAUGGCAGUCUCUGUUUUUAUGGCAUGAUGGGCCACUUGUCGAAGCCAUGCGAAAUGGGGAUUUCUUCCUUAUUGAUGAAAUAUCUCUUGCGGAUGAUAGUGUCUUGGAAAGAUUAAACAGUGUUUUGGAGCCGAAACGUUUGUUGGUUUUAGCAGAAAAAGGAGGCUCGACUGUGGAAGAAAUAGUUGCUCACGCAAAGUUUCGCCUGCUUGCUACGAUGAAUCCCGGAGGAGAUUUCGGCAAGAGAGAGUUGUCACCAGCUCUUCGAAAUAGGUUCACCGAAAUUUGGGUGCCACCCAUAUGUGAUGUUGAGGACUUGCGAAGUAUCGUGACUGACAGGUUUGCACAACCAGAACUACUAUCGCUCACUGAGCCUCUUCUUCACUUUUGGCAGUGGUUCCAAAAUCAUGGUGACCAAGGAAGAGUUCUCUCCGUAAGAGACCUAUUGUCGUGGGUGAGCUUCAUAAACUGUACUGCACAAGGUGUCGGAUUGAGCGCUGCCUUUGUGCAUGGAGCACUUCUUGUACUAUUGGACGGGCUGGGUCUGGGUACUGGAUUGUCGAGUACUGCAACUGAAAAGCUGAGGGGCAAAUGUUUGGACCACUUACUGCAAGAGUUGCCUGAUAACGAAAGAAGUGCCUUGAUAGCAUCUUCGCACUUCGAAGGAAUCAACUCUAGGUCGGAUGUGAGAAGGAGUAUUGAGCAUGAAGUUCGUCCCAUGGAAAUUGAGACAUCUGCAGACUCUUCUCAGAAAAUUAAUCUUUUUGGAAUACAUCCCUUUUUCAUACCGAAAGGAACACAAGGACACCAACACGUGACAUUUGAAUUGUCUGCGCCAACAACAAGCUGGAAUGCUCUUCGAAUCUUAAGGGCUAUGCAGCUAUCUAAACCAGUUCUUUUGGAAGGUAGUCCUGGUGUGGGGAAGACAAGCCUGGUCACAGCUUUAGCAAGGAGUUCUGGUCAUGCGCUCGUCCGAAUAAACUUGUCUGAGCAGACUGACGUAAUGGACCUUUUCGGAUCUGACAUGCCAGUUGAAGGGGGAAAGAGUGGAGAGUUUGAAUGGUCUGAUGGCGUUUUCCUGCAGGCAUUAAAAGCAGGCCACUGGAUUCUGUUGGACGAACUGAAUCUCGCAUCGCAAUCUGUGUUGGAGGGUUUGAACGCUUGUUUAGAUCAUCGUGGAGAAGUGUUCAUACCAGAGCUGGGUCUAGUUUUCAAGUGCCCUCCAAAUUUCAGGGUCUUUGCCUGUCAAAAUCCAAUCUCUCAGGGAGGAGGGCGGAAAGGCCUUCCCAAAUCAUUCCUUAAUCGUUUCACAAAGGUUUAUGUAGAUGCAUUACAAGAGAAUGAUUAUCUUUUCAUUGCUCGGGCUCUUCAUCCCUCCAUUCCGGAAGGUUUACUGGAGAAGAUGGUUCGAUUCAAUGGCCGUGUUUAUGAGGACACUAUGGUUGCCCAUGCAUACGGGCAUUCGGGAUCUCCGUGGGAGUUUAACCUUCGUGAUAUUCUGCGUUGGUGUGAACUGGUUGAAGGCAUGGAUAAAAGAUGGUCUCAUGAGGCCUUGGUGGAGAGUUUUUUGGACGUUGUGUAUCUGCAAAGAAUGAGGACCAAGGACGACCGGCAUCAUGUCUUGAGUGUUUACAAGGAUGUAUUUGGAGUGUCUGCUUUGAUAGACACAUACCCGCUUUUUAGAGUAAGUCCCGAGCAUCUCCAAGUCGGGAAGGCUGUAUUGCCGCGUAAAAGUGAUACGCAGAUUCAAAAAGAUAACUUCAGUCAACUGCGGCUUUUACCAGGCAUUGGAAAUAGAAUUGAAAGCUUGCUGCACUGCGUGAAAAGGGGCUGGAUGUGCAAUUUGGUCGGGCCUGCGGCUUCUGGUAAAACAAAUCUAGUUCGUCUAUUGGCCGCUGUCACCGGGAACACUUUGCAUGAAUUUGCACUGUCUAGCGGGACAGACACAACUGAACUCCUCGGAUGCUUUGAGCAAUAUGAUCCAUUUCGUCGUUGGCAAGACAUUGUCAGAAGAGCGCAUCAUUCUCUAGAAGCUAUUUGUUGCUACUGUCUUACUGUUUCCGAAAACACUCUAAGUGUGGAACGCAAGUUAAUGUUGGUGAAAAGUUUGAUGAGCUCGUGGGCUGCUUUUCAGAAAUGUUUAAGUUCACGGGGCCGUUUACCCGCGUUUACUUUACUGAACGAAGAGAAAGAUGUGUUAGAUCCUUUGUCUGUAGAGAUGCUCCUACAAACAUUAGAGCAGUUGAUACAGACCUGUAGGGCCUGUAAUAUACAGUCGUUGAGUGCAGGAUUGCAACCGCAUCAGCUCGCGGGCAGUCUUAAAGCUGUACAGGAGUGUGUCGGGAAGGUGCAAAAGUUAGGUCGGUUUGAGUGGAAUGACGGAGGUUUACUCAAAGCAAUUGAAAAUGGAAACUGGGUAUUAUUGGAGAACGCCAAUCUUUGCAAUCCAACGGUACUUGACAGGCUGAAUCCGCUGCUGGAGCCGGAUGGUACUAUAAUGAUCAAUGAGAGGGGGCUUGUGAACGGUGAAGCUAUGUUAGUUCGGGCACAUCCUGAUUUCCGGCUGUUUAUCACCGUUGAUCCAAUCUACGGUGAAGUCUCAAGAGCGAUGCGCAAUCGAGGAGUUGAGAUUUUUAUGAUGGAAUCAGAUUGGUACUUUCCGGAGCCAAAAGAGCCCUCGUCCCUGUCAAGACUAAAUGAUCUUGCCAGUGAAAGUGCCUACAAACUUCUCGUGCAAUCUGGAAUUCCUGGCAAUAUCUUAAUUGAGGGUAUGUAUAAAGCGCAUUUGGAUAUCAAAAUGUACACAAAAUCCUUACCAGGAGGAACGCAUGUCUCGUUAAGAACACUUUCUCAUUGGAUAUCACUGUUACACCAAUUGCUUGAACGAGGAGCAAACUUUACUUGGAGUCUAGCAUGUAGCUGGGUGCAGACCUUUGUUCGUCAUCUUGAAAAUGCACCAGCAAGAGAAGCAGCUCUACACAUGUUCCACUCACGCCUUUCGAAGUUGGACUUGGGAGGCAGUCAUCAAGAACUUAGUCUUUUUGUUCCUGGAGGCUGGCCAAGUCCCCACAAUUUGAGCUUAUACUGCAUGAGAUCCAAAGAGUCUAACGUGAAAGUUGACUCAAUGUAUGUGGAGCAGCUGAUAAGUGAGUACAUUUUGAUGCAAUCGGCAAAGAAUGGGAGGUCUAAUCUGCAGAGGAGCUCAGGUGGUAUAUCUUGUUCCUCGAUUGCGAGCAAAGUCGACAUCUUUACAUACCUAUCUCCCAGACUUUUAUAUAGAAUCUUGAAUCCUUCAACUCGGAUGGACGGGGACACAAGGACCAACUUUGAUGAUCAAAACUUGUUCCGGGAUAUUGAGGCUAAAUUGCAUUACGCAAGUCUAUGGAUGAUUGAACACGGAAGUUUGUCUGACAUGGGACUCCGUAUUCUAUGGCUCAAUAGCUUUGCAGCCAAGAUCGAGGGCUUUGAUCGCAUUUUUCUUCCUCUUGUCGUAGCUUUGGAGAAAGAAUUACAGCACGCUAUUGGUAAGGAGCUCCUUCUAGCAUGGGAGCGCUUGGAAUCUCAAAUCGGAGGAGAUUUUUUUUAUAAUGUGAUCCCAUACACUUCUGGGAGCAAAGCUUUAACUCCUCGUUUCCAAAACGAGGGAAACAGUGAGCUGUCAAAGGAUGCAGUGAGUCAGGUGAUGUUUUUGGGGAAAAAACUGUUAUCUCUUCGCCGUAGUCUUCUCCAGUGGCACAUUGAAGAUGAAACAUACAAGUCUGUGCCAACUCAAGCUUGGGGUUCGCUGCAGAGCCCUAUAUUGCAGUCUUACUGGCAUUCUGUACAUGGAUCCACAAGAAAGGCUGGAAUGGUCUCCAACAUUCCGAAGACCAUGGUGAAAUAUCUCUUUCCCUUUUUUACGUCAAUGAGGAACUUUGAGAAUGAGAUUCUUACUAGAAGUGGUUCGGAAGUUUGGUUCUUGAGCGUGGAGUCGCUGGUCUCAAAGCUGCAGGAGUGGCAUGAAGAUCUUUGGAAGAUCUUGAUACAGCCUACAUUUGUCAGGGAAUUAUUUCUGUUCUACUGGUUGGAGACGAAGCAAACCUUGAUUCAAGUCAUUAGACUUGCUGUUGGGAUCCCGGAUAUUGGAAAGAUAGCAGAAUCUUUGGAGGACAUUGUGCGAAGCUUAGAUGAAGGUUUCAGUUUUGGGCCUGGAUCAGGGUUCAGACCGCUUCUAUGGAAGUACGGGGGUCACCCUCAAAUGCUAAGUUCCAAAGAAUUGUAUGAGCAGGAACGGUCGGUUUUGGCUUUAUGUCAAAAGGUUUGGGAAUCACCAGAACAAGGUCAUGCCGAUUGUACAUCAAGUUCCAAAAUCGAACUCCGACGUGUGAUUAUGGAAGGUUUGAGCAUGAGUGUGUGGCUAAGACAGAAAAAAUUCAACAAGAGAGAAGAUCAAGUUGUUGGUAGCAUUGGAACACAAACUGCUCUCAAUUCGGCUGAGAGGAUGCACGAAGCUCGACGAGAAUGUGGGCAAAUUUUUCAGAUGGUUUUGGAAAAAAUCAACUCGGAGAUUCUCCUCGCAGACAACACUCCUAAGGAUGUCAUAGUUCCUCUCAACAUCACAGCCAUCUUUGGACAGGAUGCCAGACCGUCCAAAUUGUCUUGCUGCAAGUGUGCCAGUGGUCAUCGAAGUGAUGACACAAUGCUUCAAGAUCUGAUGUAUCUGCCAUCCGUUCAGUCCAUGUGGUUAGAGUUACUUCCAUGGCUGGAUCAUGUCAGCAUCCAAAUGGAUAUGGCACUUCUUGGAAACGUGUCAGCUACCAGUCUUGCUGCACUGCUGGACUGCAAUCUGCACGAGGCUCUGAAACAAGGGGGUCUGGAUUCUAAAUUUGUACAUAGUGUUUUGGAGUUUGCAAUCACUUCAUCGUCAAGAUCACCAGUUGACUUUGUUCCUCAUCAGCAAAUAAUCUGGAUUUUAGAAGCACUUGACACAAAAUCAACCGAUUUGAUCGUAAGCUUGCAGUAUAUUAGCCAUGAAAUGUGGGUGCGGUGGCAUCAGGCUCUGUGGAGGACAAGUUCGAAGCAAAUUGGGGAAAGCGGUGAGGAAUGGACUUUGACGAGAGGUCCCCCACGAAUGUUCCAGGCUGCCCAAAGUGUCCUGUUGUCAAGCAGAAUAGGGCGCCAGCCAGUACCAGUUCAGGAAUAUAGGGGAAAGUUGCUCCAACUUCGGAGAGUUAUCAGCCACUUAUGGAACCUGCAAAAAAAGGAAUUACCGGACUCGCGGAACCUCGACCUUUGCAACCUGAGCACUCUUUUCCAACAGAUCUUACUUGUACACAAGAAGUCGUUCGUGCCUAAUGAUUACGAUCAAAUGCGGAAGCUACUCACCACUUUCCACGAGCAUAUAUUGAAGAAGAAUCUCGAAGAUCAUGAGGGUGGGAAUAAGCUUCUGGAAGACCUUGAAUCAAUAUUACAACGUUCGAAGCAUCAAGGACUUCUCUGCAUUACACGUUCUUUAGUUAUACCCUGUGCUCAGCUCCUCUAUUGUACUUCAUGGGCGAAUUGUGAUGCUAGAGAGGUGUUAGUGGAGCAUGGUCGUUUGUGGUUGUUGGUGGGAUCCAUUCGUCUUCGUCUUAUUUUACCACUUGACGAGUGUGACCCUGUCACGAAGUAUGGUUACAAGUGUGAUCAUAUUCGUAACCAGCUUCACAAUUUGAACUUGGAAAUUGAGGUACGGCAUAAAAGUGAAGUCUAUUCACGAGGUUCAGGGAGAACGCAAGAGAUUACGUCGUUGCAGUUGAGGGCUGAUGAAUUGGCGCAGGAAAUGAAUAACUUAAGUUUGAAAAUUAUAUUUAGGCCGCAGCCCUCAAAGUUUAAGGACUUUUGUCAAGAGGUCAAGCGUUUUAUAGAUCUUUCUGCGGGAACGGAAAGACUGUCAACAUUGUGGUCUAAACUCAGCUCUCCCACUUUGGACGGAGCGAGGUGUAUACCAGAAGCAGUGGCUUUCCAGGAGAACUGUGAACGUUUUCUCCACCAUCUAGAUGGUGACUAUCCAGCAUAUCGAGAUUUUGUGCAACCUGUUAAGCAAGCAGUCUAUGAACUUGCAUUCGGGUUGUCUCUGGGUUUGGCGGCUCAUUUACAACGAGAGACCAUGAUAUCCGUUGGUGUCCAGCAUGGCGAUAUAACAAUAGCUAAUUUAAUAUGCGUACUUCUGGAGUUUCCGAGGCUUAAGAGUCGAAGAAAAGAAUCGCCGGACGAAUGUUCUACUGCAGUUGAAAUUCUUUCUUCAUAUGAUCUAGUGAAUUCUGUCACGGAGCAAGUUGUUGACUGGGCAGCUGCAAAACAGAACGUGUCAAGUGUAUCUAGAGAGGUUGCGAAGAUGGAAUCAAGAGUAGGAAUCUUGCGGAUAGCUCUCCUGCGCUUUGGUCAUGAGGUCUUGCAGUCAGGCAUUACAACAAAGACCGUUCUGGAGCGUUUAGAAAUGUGCUUCAAUGCCUUCUCGUCCCUCUGGCGAGAAAUACGUGAGCAUCGAAUGGAGCGACAACGUCGCGAGGCUCAAUUAUCGCAGUUUACAACUACUACUUACAACAUGGAUGUUGAAGAGACUCUUGAUGAGGAGUCGUUCAAGACAAUGUUCCCCGAUUACAAGCCUGAAUUUGAAUCCUUCAAGGAUCUUCAGUUUGCUAGUGCCGAAGAUGAUGAUAGACGAGCUCAGGAGUCAGUCACGCUGCCUCCGGACGAAGACUGUUCCUACGCAGAGAAAUCCUGGACACGCAUGGAAGAGGCCCUUGUCAAGGAUGUCACACGCAUCCAUAAUCUGCUAUUUAAUGCUCGCAAAGUCGUGCCUCAUGAAGGAAACAUGCCCGUGGAGUCUUUCGAAGAAGAAAUUGUCCAGAACUUUGUGCUCUCUUACGACACAGGAAAACAGCUUCUUGAAAGUCUAGGACAUUGCGUUCCAGCCUCAGUGGAUAAGCGGCUCUUCUCUUCGCACUUGAUGAGAUACAAUGUGGAAUAUCAUAAGCUUGCGGGUGGACGUGACGGACUCAGACCUACUACCAAUAAACUCUCAGAUACAAAUGCAUCUGAAAUAGCAUUGCUGCUGGAUCCGGUUGCCAAUUAUUUACAUCGUAUUCAGGAGUUGUUAGUAGAGUGGCCUGAUCAUCCAGUCCUUCUGCAACUUCUCCAGAUUGCCAGCACUAUACUAUCAUUCCCUUUGGAUACCCCGGUUAUGAAGGCGUUGACAGGAGUGGAGCUUCUUCUUGCUAAGUCUCAACUUUGGGAAGAGAAUGCCGCAAAGCAUGUUUCCGUGGCAGGUGAAUUGAGUGGGCUUUCUCGACUUGUCACACACUGGAGGAAAAUGGAACUCGAAGAGUGGUCGUCAUUACUUAAGAGUGCCGAAGAAAAGCAUAUAAUUAGUGCGAAUAAGCUCUGGUUUUCUUUGUAUGGGCUUCUACAUCGACCUGUCGGAGACGACAUUAAUGCCCACCUUGAGGCUACUACCUCAAGUAUGGAGGAAUUCAUGCAGAGCGCAACUCUUGGCGAAUUUGGAACUCGCUUACAACUUGUUGAAGCAUUCCAAGGCCAUAUCUCUGCACAACUCCUUGCUAGGGCACCUGUAGUUGGCUCCUCAAGGGUUACUCUCGAGGCUCUAUCGAACCUCUUACACAAUCUGCUGAAAUACUACUCUCAAUUUCUCCCAACGCUGAACGAAAUUGUCUCAUCUGACAAAUUGACUAUCGAGACUGAGCUGAAGGACUUUGUGCGACUUUCAAAGUGGGAUGAUCGUAGUUACUACACUUUAUCGCUCUCUUCAGAAAAGACACAUCGAAAGCUCCACAAACUUGUGAAGAAAUACGAUGAAGUUCUUAAACGACCAGCGAGCGAGUUAGUUGCCAAGCAGGCAUCACGCAUGGGCGCGCAGAAUUUGUCUAGUAUGAAUUCACACGUGAAGAACGAUGUUGGUGUUGUUCUUGACAUUCCUCAUGAAGGAAGUCAAGAAAUGAAGACUCUUGUAAAGAAAUCGCGGAGAAAGGGGAUCAAAAAGAAAAGCGAGUCGAUAGCUAUUGGUUUAUCUGCCGAUGAAUGGCGGAAGCGAUGUGAAACGAAAUUGAAGCAGCUCGCGGUAGUUGCUGCGCAAGUUCCAACAGCCUUCACAGAAGCAGGAGGCUACCGAAAUCGACUGCCAGCUCUCUGUUCGAAAAUUGGCAGUCUGUUGGGUGCUUCUGUGUUUUUGGAAUCUAGCAACUUCACUCGGCAGGAGGGUGCCGACUCCCUAGAGAUGCUCGCAACGUCAAUAAUUGUCAGAUCAACGGAGCUUAGAGAAGGCGAGAAGAAAAUUGCUAUUAAAAAGAAGGCGUUGAUCGAUCUGCUGAAGAUCCUGCGCCAAAUCGGAAUGUCGCAUCAUAAAUCCGCUGUACCUAAGGAACAACGAAGCACCCAAAGUUGGUUGUUAUUGCGUCGUGCUGAAGUCGGCAGUAUGUCAUAUCACCAUCGAAGUCCUCAUGGAGUAUCAGGAGAACUCAUUGAAAGUUCUGAAACAAAAUUGGAGGAGACUUGCAUCAUCGUCUGGGAUAAAGCAAGCGACUACUACUUCAAGAACAUGGCUCUUUUACAACAUCUGCAGGCAUCAUCGCUAGAGUUCAAUAAAGAUCUUACUCUUCGAGAGGUUGAUCUCUGCAAAAGGUACAUGGAACAUAUUUUGUAUAUUCAACAAUGUCAACGGGUCAAGGCGCAUAAUUUGAGCUUGAAACUUGGAGAUCUUGGACAACUUACAGAGGUUCUAUCAAGUUGUGGGUGUUCUGACACUGGGCUGCCAAAACAGAAAAUCGUGCGGAAAUGGUUAUGGCAACAAAAGUUCUUCUUUGAUUCGCUAUGGCAGGUAGCCACAGAAACACUGCUUCUAUUGAAGACAUCAGAAAGGGUUCACACAUGCCCUGAAAAUCUUAUGAGAUUGGAAGUGUAUGCAAUGAAACUUUUUGUCGAAGAACUUCUAGAAGGACUAAAGCCAUGCAAAGAUCGGUUGGACAAUCAUCUUCUGCCAAGAAGCGGUGUAGAUAUGGAGAGGAAGGAAAGUUUUCCUAUAUUUAUUACUUCUGCAGUAUAUGAGGAUCUUACAGGAAACUUCAACUUUGUUGCUGGGAUUGAGGCCACCUUCAAGAAGGUCUUUCAGCAGCAGAAAACGCUUGGCAUGAACCAAUUGACUGGGCUUCAGCCUUUAAAGCAACUGCUUGAUGAGGGCUAUGCAAUGGUUCAAGAAUUUUCUCAGGAGGAGAUUCAAACUAGCAGCACUGCACAUGAUAGCCCAUCACCGUACGAAUUGUUGACCGAACUUUCGAGUUCGGCUGAACAUGCAAUCUCGGAGAUUUUAUUAGCUGUACAGACACUCAGCAGGCCGGACACUGGAAGUUUUGACGAACAGUCAAACCUUGAGAAUAAUGAAGAAUCUUUCAACGAUGCAAUCGGUGCUUUAGGAAGAAUAGACGAUUUUGAAACUGCAACUCUGGAACAGACUAUCACGGCACGCCUGGAUCGUGUUACUCAAGCACUUCUUCAAGUACUAGUUUUGUCUGAAAAAUUGGUCGACCACCCCAGUGCUGGGAAGGAGAUAUCCGCAAAUGUCGGGAGGUUACUGAACUGCAUACACGUGCCACUGGAUAUGCUCCAUAUAGCGGGGAUGCACCUCCUGUUCAACUACAUUUCUUUGCACAAAUCUGUGACGAAGUUGGGGUAUAUCUUGGGGAAUCUUUUCCUUUCUCUUUUCACGGAAGGGUUCUGUAGAACGAAAGACGGAGAGGGAGAAGAUGGAGCAAAUAACUUUGAGGAUGACGCCAAGGGUACAGGAAUGGGAGAAGGUGAAGGUAAAAAAGAUGUGAGUGAGCAAAUAGAAGACGAGGAGCAGUUAAUGGGAGACUCCGAUAAGGACAAGGAUGCUGAGAAGGAAGAAGGAGGUAAGAAGCCUGACAAAGGCGUUGAGAUGGAGCAAGACUUCAACGGCGAAAUGAUGGAUUUAAGCAGUGACGAGUCAGAGGACGACGACGACACUGAGAAAGAUGAAAACGAACAGCUCGAAUCCAAGAUGGGGGAAGAUGGAGAGGACAAUGAAAUAGUAGACGAGAAGCUUUGGAACGACGAGGAUGAGAGUGGUGAUAGACCGGAGGGUAAAGAAAAGUAUGAGAAGGAUAGUGGAGUUACAGGUGCCAAACCAGAAGACCUGGAAAUGCGGGGUAAAGAAGGAACAGAUGAAGAUGACACGGGAAAAGGUGAAAACUCCGAACCCAUUUCCGAGUCUGAGGUGAAGCCGGAUGAAGAUGAACCUGAGGUGGAGCCGGUUGAAGAUGAUGUACAAGGUGCCAACAAGGAUGAGACUCUCGAAGAUUCGAGUGGGGUUAAGCCUUCAAUGGAAGAAACUCUUGAACUUCCAGAUAAUUUAGAACUAGAUGGUGAAGAAGAUGGAAAAGAUGAAGAAGGGGAGCCAGACGAUCCUAAGGGAGCAGAUGGUGUAGAGAAUGAGGUUACUGGAGACACGAGUUUACCUGAGGCAAUGGAUAUCGACGAUGAUAUACAUGGAGAGCAGAACGAAGUUGAACCUGGUGAUGAUGAAGGAGCUGAAGAGGAAGGAGCCGAGGAGGAAAACUUACCUUCCAACGCAGAAGUCGAGAAGGACUCCGAGUUAUUAGAUGAUCCAAAGGGUGAGGAUAGCGAUCGCACCCAGGAAGAAAUGCAUGUUGAUAGAACUUCCCAGGAUGAACCCAAUGAACCUCAGGCACCUUCGGGCGAAGAUCCUAGGGACCCACAGAACAUGGAUGCUAGGACAUCCAACAACUUUUCUGAAACGAGCAAUAUCAUCGCUGGCAUGAAGGGCAACACCUCACAACUGCAUGGUGAAGAGAAUAACUUAGAGGAGACGGGCAUGACUGAGGCGUCAAGGCAGGACAAGACAGAGGGCGGUGUGGAGAAGUCAUCUCUGGAGACCGUGGAUGGAGCAGAUCGAACGGCCUCUAGGUCGGAUCCAUCUACAGCAUCAGAAGGGCACAACCCGGAGAAGCCCGACAUUAAUCCCUAUAGAAGCCUGGGUGACGCUUUAAAGCAGUGGAAGGAGCGCAUCAAGGUAGCGGAUAGUAAUGAGCAAUCCGGAGAACUGGAGAAUAAAUCAGUUGCUGUUGAGGAAGACGUCGCCGAUGGAGAUGAUGCCGCCACCGAGUACGAAUUUAUUACUAAGGAAGAUGAUCCGAGCAAAGCUCAGGCCCUGGGAUCUGCCACAAAGGAGCAGCUAGAUGACAGCAUUGCUCAAUCAGGGCUAAUGGAGGAAAAUGCUUCCGAUGAUGUUAUGCAGGAGCAAGAAGCAGUUGACACGAAUCAACAAGUGGAUGAAGAGUAUGAGAACAUUGAUAAGAGUCAGAUACUCGCUAAUACCAAAAAGUCCAGACUAAACAAUGUUAAGGAAGAAGGUAAAGAGCAGGGUGAUACACAUCUUCAAGAUGAUAUCGAGAAAGAUAUAGGCCUGCUAGAUCUGGAGGAUGCACCAGUGCCAAAUAGCAGUUUAGAUGACAGUCUUGUCUCUCUUCAAGUUAACGGAAGUGAAGCGAGUAGAGUCAUCCAGUUAGUCAACAAGGACGAAUUCUGGAGUGAAGAUGAGAUUAGUCGUGUUAGGAAAGAGCUUGAGGUAGGACUCAAAGAGACAGCCGGUAAUAUCGAAGCUGCUCGGGAAAUUUGGCAAAAGUAUGAGCAUUUGACCGCUAGACUCUCGCAGGAAUUGGCUGAGCAAUUAAGGUUGAUACUGGAACCAACGUUGGCCACUAAAUUACAAGGCGACUACAGAUCAGGGAAGCGAAUUAACAUGAAGAAGAUUAUUCCGUACAUUGCUAGUCAGUUUCGGAAGGACAAAAUAUGGCUACGUCGCUCUAAAGCGAACAAGCGACAGUAUCAAGUUGUCCUUGCAAUCGAUGACUCCCGAAGUAUGUCUGAAAGUCAUUGUGGACAUAUGGCGCUGGAGGCUCUUAUAACAAUAUGCAGGGCUAUGUCACAAGUGGAGAUUGGACAGAUGGCAGUGGCCAGUUUUGGAGAGAAAGGAAAUGUCCAUCUUCUGCACGACUUUGAUCAGACUUUUUCCAGUGAAGCCGGUGUUAAUAUGGUGUCUCGCUUCUCAUUCAGCCAGGACAACACUAUUGCUGAUGAACCUAUGGUGGAUCUUCUUCACUUUUUAACUCGCAUGUUGGACAUAGCUGCACGAAAUGCAGCAACUCCAUCUGGAAACCUAAACCUACAGCAGCUCGUGCUUAUUAUCGCGGACGGUCGUUUCCAUGAAAAGGAGAGUCUGCGAAGAUGCAUAAGGGAGGCAACAAGCCGGAAGCAGCUCUUAGCUUUCAUUGUUCUCGAUAACCCACAGGAAUCCAUUCUGGACAUGCAGUCUGUAUCUUUUGGAAACGGUGCUCCAUCUUUCACCAAAUAUUUGGACUCCUUUCCAUUUCCAUAUUACAUAUUGUUGAGAGAUAUCGAAUCUCUUCCAAAGACUCUUGCUGAUCUACUUCGCCAGUGGUUCGAGUUGACCCAGCGAUUCGGUUGACAGUCUGAAAUGUAAACUUCUUCUAAUUAAUAUAAACGUCGUUCAAGAAUCUAUGAGUUCACAAAAUAUUUAUUAUGAUAAUGACUGUGUUACUCUCUUGCAUAUUUCAAAUCGCGCUCAUUGAGGUUGUGCUGUUGAGUGUAUGUUUGCAGCAACUUUCUGUGUAGUGUGGAGUGUCAUGUGGACAAGGAUCUCUCCCGAAAGGCUUUUUUUUUCGAUGCUCAUGAGUUGUCAUCAUACACGUAUACAAACAACAAAUCAUUCAUGUCCAACACUGGUUAAUAAACACACUUGGA
Marchantia polymorpha subsp. ruderalis is the source of this 18150-nucleotide messenger RNA. The record is from the annotation of a GenBank genome assembly. Lineage: Eukaryota; Viridiplantae; Streptophyta; Marchantiopsida; Marchantiales; Marchantiaceae.